AUGGAUCAAUCAGCCAUAGAUAUGUUCUUAUGGAACCAACAUAGCUCUUUCUCUCACCAGCCACUAGUAGAGAAUAACAUAGCAAGGAGCAACAAUGUUGCAAGUGUUUUUGGUGAGGAGUUCUCCAAUUUUCCUUUUUCUGGCGGUUCGACCCAAGGGCUUCUCUGGCCCAACACUCAAGAGUCAUGCUUUGUUGAUGAGUUUUUGCCAAAGGAAGAGCCUUUGGAGUGCACAAGCAUCAACCAAAACCCCAUGUUGUGUAUGACAGUCAUGGAUGUUACACCCAUCAAUGGGAAAGGGGUUGGAAGAAGGAGUACUAAGAAAGAGUCUUCUAUGCCUUUGAUCAAAGGACAGUGGACCUAUGAAGAAGACAUGAAAUUGAUUAGUUUGGUGAAUCAAUAUGGGGAAACAAAAUGGGGUAAAAUAGGUGAUAUGUUAGAAGGAAGGGCUGGCAAGCAAUGUCGCGAGAGAUGGUAUAAUCAUUUGCGCCCUGACAUUAAGAAAGGUAGUUGGAGUGAAGAAGAAGAGAAGGUCCUUGUAGCUACCCAUGCCAAGAUGGGAAACCGUUGGGCUGAUAUAGCAAACCUUAUUCCAGGAAGAACCGAGAACGGCGUAAAGAACCACUGGAAUGCAACUAAGAGGAGGCUAAAUUCAAACAGAAAGAACAAGAAAGCUGCACAGAGCUCUAAUGGAAAACCACACUCUUCCAUACUUGAAGACUAUAUCAGAAGCAAGACUCUCACUUGCACCAAUCCCACAACUUCUCCCAUGUCCUCUGUCUCGAACAGAGCACUACUACUCUUUGAAGACCUUUCAUCAAACAGUUACGAUGCAAACCUUGAAUUCCUAGAUCCCUCUGAUUCUAUUGACACUGAGGUACUCUUCAUGCAAAAGAUGUUCAAAGAGAAUCAGAAUCAGGAAUCAUUUUUCAAUGUUGAAGCUUCUAAUCUUAACAAGAUGACUUCAACCUCUCACUUGGCCUUUUGUCAAACAGAUGGUGUUCAUGAUGUGACACAGUGUGGCUUUGUUUACCCCUUCCAAUAUCCAGAUAACAUGCACUUGGGUGAUAAUAAUUUCCUUCAUAGAGAGACUGUUACCCAGCCUAUGAACUACCUCCCUUCAGAUCUUUAUGGCUCUCCCUUGUUCAAUCUGUAG
This is a messenger RNA of Lotus japonicus, 1155 nucleotides long. Its product is annotated as transcription factor MYB119-like. Gene Ontology annotation, biological process: regulation of DNA-templated transcription. Gene Ontology annotation, molecular function: RNA polymerase II cis-regulatory region sequence-specific DNA binding; DNA-binding transcription factor activity, RNA polymerase II-specific. Gene Ontology annotation, cellular component: nucleus. The record is from RefSeq and is a predicted model, not a curated record. The transcript has a single exon. Lineage: Eukaryota; Viridiplantae; Streptophyta; Magnoliopsida; Fabales; Fabaceae. The coding region runs from base 1 to 1155 and encodes 384 amino acids.